ACAGCUUGUCACGCCUAGUGUCCCGACAUUACGAUGUUGCUGUACAUUAUGUCCUCGCGACGUAAGUGGUCCUUUACUCAUCGGAAUGCGCCUCAAGCACUACUAAUUAUCACAUGAUAAAACUAAUUUCAGGAAUUGUUCAGGUAUUAUUAGAAAAAGGUUACUAAGUGCCAAGACACGCAAGGACAGAGGGAAGUUUGUGAGUUACACACCAGUUGUUUGUUGAAGCCAAAGAAUCACCAGAGAAAAUAGUCUUCGCUGCAGUCGACAAGAGGACGACAAGUGUGUGUUCAGAAGGUACUAACCCCCUGCGUUCUCCGUUGGGCCUAGUUCCACUGCAGACAUGAUGGAGAUCCACUAAGUGUGAUGGAAUACAGGAAGACUACACAGAUGAUAGUGUGGUACAUCUUGGAGUUGCCUAGUACUUGCUACCCAGAGACCUGCUGUAAACAGCUGCUGUUCUAAUUACUGGGUAUUGAUGGACGCUUGUAAAGUGAGGAAGUGUGACUCUUAUUGAGCUUCCUUCACCAGAUGAAGCUUGCUGCUAGGAGACGUUAUGCUGCAGGAUCACAUCCUAACAGAAAUGACAUCAAUCACUAGGGACCUUGCCCUUGCCUUAAAAGCUGCUACUUGGCCUUCUAAGAAACACGGAUAUAGCAGGUCAUGUGACACUGUGACCAACUCACCUGUGACUAGAUCAUCGUGUGAAGGACAACAUUUUCUUUUGACAUCCCAAAAUACCUCUUUCAAUGAUUCUACAAUUAAUAGUGACAAUUUAGUCAGUAUUUGAAGUAAAUUAAAACCUUUCUGCAUAAUGAAAUGGAUAUUUUUUUCUUAAUUUUUAAAUGUUUGAAAUCAAUAUUGCGCUUGCUUUUUAAGAAAAAAGAAAAUAUUUACAAUCUGUAAUACAAUCUUACGGUUAAGAAUGCCUUUGGUCUAGGACCUACGUAGUGCUGCAGCAGUAGUGCUUAUAUGUUAAUGUCGAUUACUCAACUGGCUUUGCAAAAAUCAGGAAGUAGUUAUGGUGCUUAAGACACUUGAUCUGAAAGUGAUAUAUCAUCGUAAAUGCAAACAUGACAACUACGACGCAAAACCAGAGAAAGACAAUUCCGCCACACCAAACGAUGCACACACACUCACAAACACACACAAACACUUAUAAAAAGUUUUCCAUGCCCACACAUCAUCUCUCUCUCUCUCUCCCUCUCUAAAAUAAAAUGUCUCAAAUGUAUAUUUUGAGAAAGAAUGUACCAUUUGAAUGCCACUAAAGCCAAAACAAUUAUGAAAAUAGAAGCUAGCGGUACCAUGUUCUUUGAGGUCAGUAAUUCUUUUAUACUUACAGAAUCUCUUUAUUUUUUUACGACCAAAGCAUUUAAAAUGUUCUUUUCUUCACAUCAUUUCUUAAGCAGCUUUCUACUUAGUCAAUCAGAAUGGCACGACAAAGAAUGGUGCUGGCUAUCAAACAAAAGUUGGAUUCAAGGCAGCAGCCUUACCCUUAUACCUCUUUAUGACCUUCAACGCACACGUGUGAUGACUAAUAGCUAGCAAGCUGAUACCUCAGGCAGUUAAUUAAAAAAAUCCAUCCAGAAAGAUUUUGACAGCAUCGACCGGUCGAUGCGAACACUGCACGACUAGGUUUAGCUCCUAAAAAUAGUCAAUUCAAGCUUUGCCUAUCAUCAGUUCGACCACUAAAUACAUGAACUUUAUGUAGUUUUCUUUAUCGUCUUAGACUGACCUAAGUGUAAGAACAAAUGUAUUCUCUUCUUCUGUGAGAAAGAGAGCGUGCGUGUGUGCGUGUGUUACAACCGUCGUCACUGUGAAGGGGUCAGUCAUCUUUCCGUUGUGGAUCAUCUGGCAGGUCGAGUCCUCGUACAGCUGUUGGAUGAUGGCAAUGGUGGAAAUCUGUAGUGUUGCAUCAGUUUCCAUAUGUUUUCCCUGUCUACGGAGUCAAAGGCAUUCUCAAAAUACACAAAAUAUAGGUGUAGUGGCGACUGCCAUUCGAUGGACUGCUCAAUAAUGUUUCGUAGUGUAGCGGUUCGAUCUGUGCAUGAUUUACCCUGCCGAAAGCCUGCCUGUUCUUGCCUCAGUCUCUUGUCUAGGGCAUUCUUUAAAACUCUCUAAGAUGAUUCUGGUCAGCACCUUGCUAGAAAUAAACAACAGCAUAAUCCCUUGCCAACUGCUGCACUGGGUUAGGUAUGUUGCAACCUGCUGUUCCUAUUUUCGAAGAAUAUACAACACGUAGCGUACUUUCAAAGUGUUUUAACGAGCUUUUUUUUCUAAAGACAAAAGAUGGAAAACAGAUUUGAAUAGGUUUCUAUAGUUGCAGGAAUCUAUGUCGGCUUAAAACUCUUCUAUUUUGUUCGGCGUUUUGCGGCAUCGGAUAUUCCCUGUCAGGUAUGGGCAGACAUAAAAUUUGCUUGGUGGACAAAGAUAUAGAGAGCUUGAACAAAUUUUACGUUGACUGUGCAAGUCUUUCACAAAACAUUGAAAUCAUUAAUUGAUUUAUAAAUUGAUUCAUCAAUCAUGAACUUAUCUUGACACAUAAUAUUACCGCGGAGAGGGAAAAGCUUAGGCCUGUUUCAGCUGACGCCAUGUUUACUUCGUCAGUAAUUCAAAGUAACUUGACAGUGUCUCUAUUAAUUUCUUAUACACAUCAUAAUUGUUUUAAGUGCACAUGAUGGUUUUUUAGUCGAAAACAAAUGCGUAAGGCAUUCGAGGUCAAAUGGCUGACAGCUUCCAGCUGUUGCCCUCAGGCAGGCGCUAUGAAGUGCCACGUGUACGGAAGGCUGCCUACCACAGGUACUUUGUGCCAGCAGCCAUCACCAUCCUAAAUAAAGACACAGGGACUCAAGAGGAAUCAUACACAGUCUGAAGAGAAGAGGGUACUGCAUCCAUUAUCAGCCAUCACCUUGUUGAAUGUGAGCUCCCUUUCGCACAAACAAGACGAGCUCUCUGCGCUCAAUCUAAAUAAUUAAUGAAAGUCAAGUGAUGUAAGCUGGUCUUAUUUGGCCAUGGAUCCUGGAGGAAGACCAUGCUUACCAAAGUCAAGGACUAGACUGUUCUCCUGUACAGGACCUGCUCACUAUCGCUCGGAUUAGGUAGAAAUGGCAAGCCCUGUCAGCUCCUAGGUUUAUCCAUGUGCUCCUCUGAACGACAGGUGCAUGUCAAGUGAUGAAUGAGGAUGAUAGAUGACGGAGGGUAGUCUACGCCACCGUGGCCGGAGGAAGACCUCGCUUACCAACGUCAAAGACUGGCUGGUGGCUGUGUGAAGGAUUUACUAUCGUCCAAAACAGGAAUAAGUUACUAUCCUUGUAAGCUGUUGCAUCUAUCAGUGUGCUCUUCCCCAACAACAGGUUCCUCCAGUGAUCAUCUCUGAAUGGUGUGCAGGCGACAACUUACAAUUGGUGAAGCACUUGAAUUCGGCUAAAAUCUCACAUGUCCAUGGGCUUAACAACCGACUGUAGUGGAAGCGGGGCUUUCACUUUGCCCGCCGAGCUAUACAGCGAAGUCUUCCUAUUCAAUCUUUUGACUCUAGCAAACUGAAACUUCUUCUUCUUAUUAUUAUUAGAGAUUAAAAGUUUUCGGGGAAAACAAAUGGACAAGAGAAAGGCCAUGAUAUAUGAAUAUCACCCACAUAAACAGAGACAACCUCCUCAUCUUUUCCAUUGUGCAUCUGGCGACUUGAGAAUAUGACUUCUAUUCUUUAUAGGGCGAUUGCAUUGAGUGUCCUUACUCAAGAAAUAUUUUGCGUGCCAGAAAGAUGCGCAGUUUUGGAAUUCUACCACUUAAAAGAAGCUUUAUCAGUCUUGGAAAAUCACUAUGCCAGUGUGAUGUUCAGAAUGAACAGCUCCGUGUGUAGUCAGCAAGAUACAACCUACAGGGUAAUGGUUAACACCAGAACAAGCAGUGAUAAUGUCGAAUAUGAUGGAACAGUUACCUUCCUGGGAGACACCUGUACAGCCACACCUUUCACUUCAGUUCGCUGCAUCACACCUACUGGACCUGCGGAGUUGCACAGGAGAGUGAACAGGUCUCACGUGGCUGUAGAGUGGAACUGGAAAUGGAAGGACACUCGGUUUAGCAACUUUACAACUAUGAAAAAGGAACUAACGGUUAUUGUGUCGUAUCCGCCGAGUGUCACAAGCUUGACUGUGGACGGACGUCCUGUCAAUGGCAGUGUUAUCAUCAACGAGAGUCAGGAGGUCAACAUUUCUUGCUCGUAUGAUAAAGGAAAUCCUCCCGCCAACUUUCGUCUUAUUGACGAACAUGCAACGGAAAUAAAAGCUUAUGUAGAAGAACAGCAUCUUAUUUAUUUACUUAAGCUUCAGUGUGAACAGGACUGGCCAACCAUCACAUGUGAAGGGAAUUCAUCGGAAAAAAACAUAUCAGUUUCCAUUCUAGUCAAUUGUCCUCCUCAAUUCAUAGAAAAGCAACCCGAAGUCACAGAUGGCGAGGACCACGAGAGCUGGAGAGUUCGAGUCAAGGCUCAUACAGCAAAAAUCGACAAAUGCCUGGUGAUCCCAUUUUCACUAGGCGAGAAUAAAAACAGAGAGGUUAACUGUAGCCUGACUGGGGACCCUCCUGACCUGCUGUUGACCGUUAUUGUCAAUAAGAAAGACGUUGGGAGGGGAGGACACUGGGCGUUAAGUUUCUACAAUGAAAGAGGCUCUUCAGACACCUUGGUCUUCAACAAACCAUCAAGUGAGUUAAAUUUAAUAUCUGCCACAGUUGUUAAGAGGAUUAUUCCUUUGUUACAGACAAUGAAUAAUAAAUACGAAUUAAUUUUAAACUGUAAUGUAGGAUUAUCUAAACUUAAAUAUGUAAAGUAAGUGAACUUUUUUCGUAAUACUAGCUUUAGCCAAAUAACACUUCAAGCUUAACAAAAAGCUCAAAUAAGAGUUAAUAACUACUAAAAAAAAGUUUUGGAGAUAGAUUUUCCUCUGUUUGGUGCAAUGCCCAAUGACUGGAUGCCUUUCAUGAGAAAAAAACCCCUUGAAAUCACUGGUCGCUAGGUAGUUGUGCAGCAAAGAAAAUACCUAUAAUGCGACAACUAUUGGAGUCCAAGAUAUCCACCCUCCAACAUAUCUGCAAACUGCCGUUUUUUCUUCAUGGAAAAUUUUCGCCCGCUCAUGCCGUGUUAGCAUCAAUGUGUUUUGUAUGGAUUUACUCCCUUAUCCUUUAUCUUCACUAAGAUUAUCCCCAACCCGAUGGGGGUGUUUUAUGUUUGCUAUGGCUGAGCUAAAAUCAAUGGUAAGGUUCUCCACGUAUGCGCUCGCGAAAAUCCAGGCAUUCGAGAGUACGUGCCUAGUGAAGCUGCACCGGAUCUCAUACAGACAGCAUAGAACUAAUGAUUUUGCAGAAAGCCACACUGUAGGAUACCAGGAACCUCUGCUUGCAACAGUCAGGCAACGUAAGCUGGUCUCCUUUGGUCAUGUGACCCGGCACGACACCCUGUCAAAGACUAUCCUUCAAGGCACCUUGAAGGGUAGUCGACGCCAUGGUGGUCAGAGGAAGAACUGACUUACAAAGUCAAAGACUGGACUGGUCGUCCUGUACAGACCAUAAUUCAAAACCUACAUCACUACUUUAUUAAUUCUACUACAACAGCUAAAGGAACAUAUCCACUCCCUAACCUUAACUUAAAACCCUACAUCUACAUUCUUACAUCCCACUUUAAGACGCUGAAAUCUUUCAUUCAGGUCACCUGUCAGCUCACCUCAUCGUAUAUCCCUGUCGUCGCUAUAUCUUUGCUAAAUUUCAUCACGUUGUAUAUCUCUAAAUCUCCUAAAGGCUCUAGGUUAGGUGAUAAAAGAGUACACCUAUUAUGUGAAGAUUAAGAUGGUGCUAUUGCCAAAGAACAGUAAAUACAAUAAACUCCUGGGGUACAGCAAAGCGAUAGGACAAAGCUGUUGUUGGAAAAGUUUGCACACAGUUAAUCAGGUUUAGGUUUUUAAGUCCUAGAGACGUUCAUAGGUUUCGAGCAAGGUCAGCAGGUCACCACGAUGGCCUAGGCCGUUUUUUCCCUUGCCUACUCACCCCACCUUAGUGAUGACUAGAUUGCUACACCCGGAUCAACAAAUUUGGCGGGAAGACGGACACAAAGUUGUGUAUGUUGUGUCAGGUCACCGUGACAUAGUCACGACAGGACAUCACGAGGCAUUGGCAGGGCCUACAAGUUAUGAUUUAUAAAUCACCAGUUAUGUUCCAUGCCUGUCAAGUUCUUCAACUAGCAUACACACCAUGCUAUAGACUGACUUUUAAUAAAGUUCUGUAUGAAUUACAAAAUUUUUACUGUUGAUGUAUGUUUACAGAAUGUUGCGUUAUGUGUAUGAACGUGAAUAAGAUUUAUGCAAUACUAUUGUUUAAAUUAACAAAGCUUCAUUUGUUUACAUGAUUUAAAUGUCUA
Pomacea canaliculata is the source of this 6406-nucleotide messenger RNA. RefSeq lists its product as uncharacterized. The record is from RefSeq and is a predicted model, not a curated record. Bases 3690 to 4829 code for a protein of 379 amino acids. The transcript has 9 exons. Lineage: Eukaryota; Metazoa; Mollusca; Gastropoda; Architaenioglossa; Ampullariidae.